Messenger RNA from Alternaria burnsii, 342 nucleotides. RefSeq lists its product as uncharacterized. The record is from RefSeq and is a predicted model, not a curated record. The coding region runs from base 1 to 342 and encodes 113 amino acids. NCBI's taxonomy places the organism in Eukaryota, Fungi, Ascomycota, Dothideomycetes, Pleosporales, Pleosporaceae. The transcript has a single exon.
AUGGUAGCUGCUUUCGUCCGCUGCCGGGAUGAUACGGGACACGAGGGGGGUACGUACGCUACACUCAAACCUGCUGAUCGGAUGCAGGUACAGGGUGUAGGAAUGUUUGGGAGUUUACAGCAAAUCACCACCCACAAUUGUCACCAUGGUACAACGGUGAUUGGGCGAUAUGACGUGAAAAAAGACGUGUUGCAUCGUGAUGCAUACAUUAGGCCCAGUCUAGUCAAGAGGCACGGCAAUGACAGACUUUUCAACCGGGACGACCAGAUUGAGAAAAAUGGCGGUGUAGCGGGUGCUAGCGCCGGCCACCUCGAUCACCCGCAUACUGUCAACAAGUACUAA